Molecule: messenger RNA, 2022 nt
Organism: Acipenser ruthenus (sterlet)
Lineage: Eukaryota; Metazoa; Chordata; Actinopteri; Acipenseriformes; Acipenseridae
Product: growth arrest-specific protein 1-like
Exons: 1
Coding region: 568-1326 (252 amino acids)
Biological process (GO): regulation of cell cycle
Source: RefSeq, a predicted model, not a curated record
UGAGGGACAAUGCUGCACGUACGAGAGAGAGAGAGCGAGAGGGAAAGACGAAUGCUGCUGAGAAACUGCACAACCUGCAUCCCAUAAACCGAGACAAAUUGAUGUUUUGCUGACAGAGCCCGAGCCCGCACACAAAGCCCGAGAGUGGUUUAAAUUCCACGUUCUUUUCUUUAUAAAAAGCUGCAGUGUUUUGUUCUUACCGUUCUCCUUUCCUUGGAAUCAUGUUGCUCCUGUGGAAAUGAUCUCAGUCUAUAUACAAUGUUUUAUUAGUAUUAUUCUCUCACUGUCUGGAUUUAUUUCCUCUGCGAAAAGCGCUGACGUGAUUUUAAUCUCUGAAGUAAAGGCAAGUGACAGGGUGGGUGCACUGUGUACAGACUCCGUCUGAAAUCAAUGUAACUCACAGGCGGAAAGGGGGAGCAGCAGUGGAAGUAGCCGCAAUGCUGCUGGCUGUGUUCGCACUGGUUUGUGAGACGAGGCUAGUCUGAAAGCACCGAGCGGAGCAGGAGCAGGAGCAGACGGAAUAUAAUCGAACCACGGCAGCAGAUCAGAGCAGUGCUCGAACCUGCCAUGAUAACUCUGUGCGGCGCCCUGGCGCUUUUCGGAUGGCUGCUGGUGACUCUCGAUGCCCAGUAUAUUUGCUGGCAAGCUCUGCUCAGGUGCCAACAGGAGAAAGACUGCGAACUGGCGUACAAUCAAUACCUAACAGCCUGUGAUGGUUACUUGAAAGGCAACAGAAGACAAUGCCCCAGCCACUGCAUCAGCGCCCUGGUCAGACUGAACCAGACCCGGAAUGGCCCGGACCUGGAGAGCUGUGACUGCGGUCAGGACGCGCAGUGCAGGAGGGCCAAGCGAGCCAUUGAGCCCUGUCUGCCCCGCAGGUAUCCUGGGGACGCGUCUGGUAUUGGGUGCACCGAAGCCCGCCAACGCUGCGAGGAAGAGCCUGACUGCCACCCCAUGCUUACAGCCUACCUCUCCAACUGUGGGCAGCUGUUCAACGGCAGAAAAUGCACCAUAAAGUGCAAGACCACUAUUCAGCAGAUGCUAUUCAUUCCAAACGGGGUGCUCCUCAACCGCUGCGUCUGUGACGGGGUGGAGAGACCCUUCUGUGAGGUGGUCAAGGAAAACAUGGGGAAGCUGUGCUUUGGGGACCAGGGCUUCUCCACCAUGGACCCAGACGCCGAGGACUUGUAUGAAGACGAAGAUUACGAGCUGAGGCCCGACAGGGAGGAGGUAGAGUCGGAUACGGUGUACUCCAAUCACCCGCCGUUCCUCGGCGCAGUGGGGCUGCAGAUCGGGCUGAUACUGGCUUGGGGGUUAUUUUGCUGACUGGCAGCUCAAAACAAAAUGGAUUUAAAACGGAACAGUAUUUAACGCUGGAAGAUACAAAGGUGAUAUUUUGGACGCAUUACAUUAUAUACUUCAUGACAGGAAUCGUGGUUACUAAACGCGCCACAUUGGAAUACAGCGUUUGGGGAAAUGCUUAAAUUCUUCCCCAAGACUCACGAAACGACCGAGGGGGAGGAGGGGAGAGCGUUACUCUCGCUCUUGUCCCGGAUAAACAGAGUGCACACGUGGAAGCAACUUAUCUGUGUAACAUUGGUGUCUGAGCGCUUCGUGGGGGCUGCGUUAUUAAGACUUUAGACAAACACGACGAGGGUGCUGUUUCUGUUUACUCUCCUUCCUCGACACUUCAGAGCUGGCAUUGUGGUGAUCACACUUCAAAUAUUUGUGGUGAACCUCAAGAGAACAGGCAAGGAGUUCGGAUCAAGCAGUUAAAUUAACUCAAGUGCUUCCCCCCUCUCCCCCUCUCUCUCUCUCCUCGAGUAAUUCCUGUUGAAAAGGACUCUCUCUCCCCCUCUCCCCCUUUUCUUUUGCAGGGGAGGAGUGCGGUCUCGGACGUAAGGCUACACGAAACGAGACGGGGGAAAGUUGAAGGCGUAAUUGUUUAUUUAAUGUUAGCAAUUUUAAGUGUUUUGCCAGAACACAGUGACCGAUACUUUUUUUUUUUUUUUUUUUUUUUUU